Messenger RNA from Trichomonas vaginalis G3, 4746 nucleotides. RefSeq lists its product as uncharacterized. Bases 1 to 4746 code for a protein of 1581 amino acids. NCBI's taxonomy places the organism in Eukaryota, Parabasalia, Trichomonadida, Trichomonadidae. The record is from RefSeq and is a predicted model, not a curated record. The transcript has a single exon.
AUGAACGAGUCGGCAAAAACAAUUAAAGCAUGUCAAUCUUCCGAUGAUAUAUAUGCACAGGAUAUCCGAGUAUUUGAAAAACUUAAUGCUUUAAAUACAAAAGAAAAAAUUGAAAAUUUUUUAUUGAAUCAAAACUUAAAAGAUUACAACAAUAUUCCAAUUUCAUUGAUUGCUGGACCCAUUUCGGUAUUGUGUGUUAAAACAUUCGACAACUAUGGCCUAAGAUUACUAUUUUCGACAUAUAUUAAAUCAUUUUCCUUAAUUGGCGACUUCCUUUGCCACGAACCAACUGUCAAAGAGCCAAAAACUAAUGACAAAUACGCAAAAAUGGCUGUAGAUUUACUUUUACAAACACCUUUACCUCCCUUGUUUUAUCCAGACAUGAAUGAACAGUCACGCUAUAAGAUCGAAGUUCCUGAUAUUUUCAUUCCUAUAUUACCAACUGCUUUCGCUUGUAGUGAAACAAACAUUUAUGUCGGAAUUGAAGGUCCCUCCGUUGUUAUUAUACCAAUACAAAAUACUAGCGACUCCAAAACCGAAGUUAUUCCUAUCGAAAACUUUCCCAAUGAACCAUUUUCAAUUUUAUUCAUGAAUGAUUCGUUAAUUUUCUCAUCAAAGACUGUAAGAGCAUUACAUUUCGAUACAAAAACGAAAGAACAGUUCCCAAUCAAUUUAUUUUACCCAUUUAAUUUCUUAUACAUUUUAGAAAAGAAAAACGCGUUUGAACCACCUAUAGUUUCAGAUGGCGAAAAGUUUUACUCAAUUGAUUUCGGUCCAAGUCCGAAAAUCAAGAUUUUCCACUUAGAUUUAGACUCAAUCAUGUACGAAACAUCCGUUCACCUUAAAGAAGGCCACAAUCCACUUAUGGCCCCAUUUACAGAACUUCUACCACUUGACCAAAAGAAUAAAGCCCUUAUUGCGACAAAUGGAGUUUAUAUCAGCUUUAUUCUUAAAUCUCCUCAAUUAACAAUAUGCAGAAUCUUCUUAGUCUACGAUGGAACGCAUUUACAUGACGUUGUUCUUAAAGAUUUCGAUGAUUUCAACGGAUGGUGCUUUAAUUCAAACCGCCCUGCACAUUGUUUACUCGGAAAGUACAAUGUUCUUAUGGUUGAUGGCUGCUUCUCAUUGCCUACAUGGAUGACCGGAUAUUCCAUUCCUGAAGGAGUUCCUGAAAUUAAAUCCCGUAAAAAUGACGAUAUAUUGAUUGGAUACUCACAUGCUUUAGCUAUAUUCGCUUCCAGAAUCAUUGGCGUCGAAGUUGGCCUCAAACUCAACUUUUUAAAUGAGAUAUAUAAUACUCCACUCGAAAAAGCCGUUCUUUCUUUCAUAAUCCAAGCUUACAAUUUCACAGAAGAUGCAUUGGCGCUAGAAGCAGAAGGAUACAAAGAUGCCGCAUAUAUCAAACGAGUUGCUGAUGCGUACAAAGUAGCUGCGAAGGCAUUUUUGGUCUUCUUGAGCCUCAAGAUACAUCAGGAUUCAACUAGUGUCCAAGUAACUCCUUUAUUAGAUCAAUUUUUAAUUUGCAUCGACAACGAAAAGUAUUCAUACAUCAAAGACCUUAUUGUUUACAUUAUCUUUAGUUGUUUGGAUGUUUUCGUUCUUGCAAAUAUGGAAAAAACUUCAAAAAUUCUCAAAACUUUAAUUGAUUCUCAGAAAUACACGGCAAUGCUUUUCAAAUGGUUCCCCAAAUCAAAGUACGUAAGCCGUGCCCUCACAAUUGAGUCCGUUGUCUCAUUAUGUAAUAUGUCAUUGAAAACUCAUUACGUUUUCGAUGAUAUGUCACUUCCUUUGUUGAAGAGCUUGCAGUAUGGUUUCAUUACAGACCUCAUUGGAGACAAAAAUGACGAAAUUGUCAAACAUUCGCUACAAUUGUCUUCAAUUUACCUGAUCGAGGUUGUAAACCAGCUCAAAGUAGACUUUGAUAACCUUUGUUCCGAGAAUUGGUCCCUACAAAGGUUCACGAACUCAAUAUCUUUUCUUAUUUUCGAUGAUUUGAUGAAACUCGUCUGCGCGAACUACAAAGAUUUCAUCUGCAAUGUCCAAAUCAUCGAGAUUUUCUUCACAGUUGGCGAAAUGCAGAUUUUGAAUGAAGACCAAUACUACGUAAUCAGUAAGUUGUUUGCCCGCUCGUACUAUCUGGCCUUGAUUCUCUCGUUCAACCUCAUAAAGCGUGAAAAAUGCUUCAUGAAUUUCGGAGAAAGACCAAAAAUCACCGGUGAAUAUUCACUUUUCGAAAAUUCAAUACAUCCGACAAAAUGUGACAAUGUUCCAGGUGAUAUCUACGAGAAUAUACUCAAAGCAGCUUACAACUCUUACAGAUGUGGUAUGAAACCGAACGAAAUCGAAGAAGCGAUAAAUUAUAUUUUAUCCAAAGUAAAUCGUUCGGAAAUACCACUUGAAACCAUCAGAAAACGACUCGAAGACGUCCAGCAAUACCUCCCACAGUCAUUCCAUUGCGUUAUUGCCUAUCUUGACGGUGAGAAUGUGAAUAUCGUAACAGAAAAGUCCACAAACAAGUACUAUUCAUGGUUCCUUAACCGUCUUUCCACAUACUAUUCACAAGAAACCGUCAAAAUCAAGGUAAUUCUCGCAUUUUUCAUUUCGAAAUUUGUUGAAAUUAUUCCGAUGUUGGCAUCUGUUCCGAUUUCGACAUUAGACAAAUUUGUUUCCACUAUAGAUCUCUGGCCAUACCUCCAUCACGAGUUUUUGAGGCUUUCCAGAAUUAAUUUCCAAAUUAAUUUCAACAAAUUCACUCCAGAACAGAUCGAAUACAUUUUCCCAACGAUGCUCGCGAUUUCCGAUAAGUUAUCCGACCAAUCAUACAUUCUAAACACAUUUAAGGACUCGGCAAGUCAAUCCUUCCUCAAUUUGGCAGAAGAAAACCAGAUGAAAAGUUUCUUGAUGAAAUUGAGAAUAUUUGUAAAGUGUCAAAAGACGAUAGGUAAUUGUUCCGAUGAUUUCUUCAAUUUAGCGAAGAAAUUGAUGUACUACGGAAAUUACGAUCACCUCACUUUGUUUACAGAUAUUUUACAAGAAUUGGUUGACAGCGGUUAUGACGAUAGAAGAAUAUUUGACUAUUUAUUCUAUUUGAUUGAAGAAUUUGUCACAAUGAAGACGUUUUUGAUUGCAAGCGACGGCGGAGUUUUCUGUUCAUUCCAGAGUUUGUUCCUUUUGACAAAUUCUGUCAAGAAAAUGGCAAAAACGUCAGAAUUUGUCAGAAGAUUAUUAAUAGAAUUACUUAAUACUGACAAGAAAGAUGCAUUCUUUGUUAUUUUCUCUUCUGUUGAUCUGCCAAGGCCGAACAUGGAGAUUUCUUUCUUGGAAAAUGGUUUGAAAUACAAUGGAAUUCUUAGGAAACUAAACAAAGAUGGAUUCUCUGUUUUUGUUAAAGAUAAAGUCAAAAACAUUGAUAAGAAGUAUUUCAAAACCAUCAAAAUACUCAACCAAGAAAAAUUUGAUCCAGAAAUUUUUGUCAAUAACUUUUCUGAAAUUUAUUUGUCAUUUAACAAAUAUUUGACAGAUUUUGACAAUCACAAGAUGCAGUCCUUAACAUGUUUCUAUCUUUCCAGCUUGACAACAUUCAGUUCUUCCAAUGAAUUCACUGACAAAAUACAAAACGACUUUGUUUACAAAGUUUACAAAUAUUUGACACCACAGAACUUAAUGAAAAAAGAUUCCGACUUCGAAUUGUUCUAUUUCAUUUCCGAGAUGUUGGAUACUGACUGGCCAUUCUUCACUUUACUUAAUCGUCUUCCUCAGAAUUCUAAACAAGAAACAAGUGGAGCUAGAUCAUUGGAUUUGACACUUUUCAGAUCAAGAGAAAUGAAGAAAUCUGUAGAAAACUUUGUAGUGGCUUUGGCGUCAGAUAUGUUAUAUGUUUCGUCACCUUUUUCAUGUCACUUCACUUCUACACUUAAAUUAACUGUAAGUGAAAAGAAGACAAUGGAAUUAUCACUGAAUAUGAUUGAUAAAUAUUCCAAUACUGUCUUCACAACAAAACCGUUUCUUGUCAAAGGUGAAGUGACCAUUUUGACAAAACCGUUGGAGCAAUCCGUUUAUGUCAAAACCGGUAAUGACGUGAAAAAGUUUUCCAUUGUUAAAUCAUCGAAUUCUGCCUUUAUAACAUUGAAUCUUCCAAGUGCUUCUGUUCUAAAUUAUCAAUUCACUUCACUUAAUGAUUAUACAGAAUUUGAUAAGUUAAGUGAUGGAAUUUUUUUGACAAAAAGUGACAAGAUUCAAUUACCAUUUAUUAAUUCAUCAAAUAUUAUUUAUUCUGACAUUUUACGUUUGACAUCGAUUUACUCUUCGAAAUUGACAAUUAAAUGUCUUUCGAAGAUUUGCGAAAAAUUGAAAAUUGACGAUGUCAAAUUUUUGUCAGAAUUUUCUGAGUAUUAUUUAUUGUUGCUUCCGCACGAUUCAAACAGGAAAAUGGUUUUAAGCGAUGAUGGAACAAUGUCUAAUAUUUACAAAAAUGUUUCUGACAACAAAGACGGUUUUUGUAAAGCGAUUAUUGAAUUUAUUUCACAAAAAUUCCAAGAAACGAAACAGAACUUGAUCAUGUUCAAUCUUCGAAGUAAUUAUUCCUCACCAGACAGCACGAAUCUAGAAGAGAAUAUCUAUGAAUCAACAAUUACUUUGGAUUCGAUGAUAAAGAAUUCAUCGAGUUUGAUUGGAUUUGUUCUUGGAAAUGACGACUCCGAAUAUUCAAAGCAACUUCUUGAGAUACUUACAAACUUAAGAAUGUAA